This is a messenger RNA of Phoenix dactylifera (date palm), 1444 nucleotides long. Its product is annotated as D-aminoacyl-tRNA deacylase-like. NCBI's taxonomy places the organism in Eukaryota, Viridiplantae, Streptophyta, Magnoliopsida, Arecales, Arecaceae. Gene Ontology annotation, molecular function: D-aminoacyl-tRNA deacylase activity. Gene Ontology annotation, biological process: D-amino acid catabolic process. The record is from RefSeq and is a predicted model, not a curated record.
UCCAUUUUCGAUUGCUCUUCUCGUGCCCGCCGCCUUAUAUAAAUGGGAGAAUCCUGCUCGAAUCCCUCUAACCCUCGCCCGAACCCUAGCCGCCCGCCGCAUCGCGGUAUAAAUAGAGGGAAGAGGGGAGGAGUUCUCCCCUCGGCCCUCGCCCAUGUUGCUAUCGAUUCCUCGUGUCCUUGCGGGAACCCCAGCCGUCCGCCGCGCGUUCUUUUCCUCCGUUCCUCACCCUCUCCGGAGGACAGCAACAGCAAUGGUGAAGCUAGUGGUGGCGACCACCGCCGACGCCGCUUCGGUGGGGCCCGCCUCCGCCUUCCUCGCUAUGCCCGGCUGGAACGCCGGCCCAUCUAUCUCCGUCCGUCCGAGGGGAUGGAGAGCUUUGCUAAUGGGGACGUGAGGCUGUUGAAGCACCGGGAGAACAUCGUGGCGGAGGACGACCUGGACCUCCGCUGGGAGGCCGCCACCGGCGAACCUGUGUCGGAGGUCAUCUUCCUCAGCCGCCACACCGCCGUCUCCAACCGCCCCGCCCUCACCGUCCACCCGAUCGGUGUGCCGCACUUGCGUGAGGACGAGACCCCGCCGCAAGGAGGGCGCCCCGGCUGGGCCAGCCUCCCCAACCCUCGGAUCGGCCCCUGGCUCCGCCUCCUCCGGAAGAUCGCCCAUUCCAAGGGUCUCGUUCCUGAGUUCGAGGUUACUCUGGAAGCAACUCAUCAUGGACCUAUAGUUCAUACGCCAACCAUGUUCUUGGAGAUAGGAAGCACAGAAGAGUACUGGGGUAGGCAAGAUGCUGCUCAAGCUAUGGCUCUACUUCUCUGGGAAGGAUUUGGCCUUGGAGGGGGUGAUGGUGUAGGAGAGUGGAAGGGGAGUGAUGGUAAAAAUAAAGUCGUUCUGGGAUUAGGAGGUGGUCAUUAUGCUCCUCGCCACAUGGAUAUUGUUGUGAAAGAUGGUGUAUGGGUGGGCCACCUACUAUCAGGAUAUGCUUUACCAAUGGAAGAUCCUAACCAGCAAAAUGUAAAAACUAGUGAGCAAACCAUUGGUGGAACCUGGAAACAAUCAAUAAAAGCUUCAUAUGAGGCUACUAGAGCAGCCUUUCCAGGAGGAGAAAUUCUAGCACAUCUAGAUCAAAAGAGCUUUAAGGGCUGGCAGAAGAAUGCCAUUGCAAGCUUUUUAGCAGAGCAGAAUAUAAAGAUCGGAAAACCUCAGGACUUCUUUUAGUAUACUAUGGUUGCCAUGCAAAAGUAUUGGCCUUUUUACCCCGUUAUACACCUGAUGUUAGUGAGGUUCACAAGUCAAGCUUUAUUCUUAUUUAUGUGAUUUCAGAGUAUGAUUCUGUUUAAGGUUAAACCAUUCAAUUUUUGGGGGGUUCAUAAGUUGCAAUUGAUUUCCAGCUUUGUAAUAACAAUUUCUCUGAUAUGAGAGUAGACAUUUUUCACAGAAUCUAUUA